This is a messenger RNA of Pipistrellus nathusii (Nathusius's pipistrelle), 1488 nucleotides long. The record is from the annotation of a GenBank genome assembly. Lineage: Eukaryota; Metazoa; Chordata; Mammalia; Chiroptera; Vespertilionidae.
AUGGCUGAGAAGAGACACCCAACGAGAACUCAGUUUCCUGCAUCUGCUGAAUCUCAAAAACCCCACCUGAAAAAAGCUCCAGAGUUUCCUAUUUUGGAGAAACAGAAUUGGCUGAUACAUCUUCACUAUAUCCGGAAGGAUUAUGAAGCAUGCAAGGCUAUUAUCAAACAGCAGCUUCAGGAGACCCAGGGGCUAUGUGAAUAUGCUAUCUAUGUCCAAGCACUGAUAUUUCGCCUGGAAGGAAAUAUCCAAGAAUCCCUAGAACUCUUUCAGACAUGUGCUGUUCUCAGCCCUCAGUGUGCUGAUAACCUCAAGCAAGUGGCCAGAUCUUUAUUUCUUUUGGGGAAACAUAAAGCUGCCACUGAAGUAUAUAAUGAAGCAGCUAAACUUAACCAGAAAGACUGGGAGAUUUAUCAUAACCUAGGAGUUUGCUACAUUUAUCUGAAACAGUUCAACAAGGCACAAGACCAAUUGCAUCAUGCCCUACAUCUUAAUAGGCAUGAUCUGACUUACAUAAUGCUGGGGAAGAUUCACUUGCUGGUGGGAGACUUGGACAAGGCCAUGGAAAUCUACAAGAAAGCUGUGGAGUUCUCACCAGAAAAUACAGAACUUCUUACAACUUUAGGAUUACUCUACUUACAGGUUGGCAUUUAUCAGAAGGCAUUUGAACACCUCGGAAAUGCUCUAACUUAUGACCCUGUCAACUACAAGGCAAUCUUGGCAGCAGGCAGCAUGAUGCAGACCCAUGGAGACUUUGAUGUUGCCCUCACCAAAUACAGAGUUGUAGCUUCUGCUGUUCCAGAAAGUCCUCCACUUUGGAAUAACAUUGGAAUGUGUUUCUUUGGCAAGAAGAAAUAUGUAGCAGCUAUCAGCUGCCUGAAACGAGCCAACUAUUUGGCACCCUUUGAUUGGAAGAUUCUCUAUAAUCUGGGCCUUGUUCAUUUGACCAUGCAACAAUAUGCAUCAGCUUUCCAUUUUCUCAGUGCAGCCAUCAACUUCCAGCCAAAGAUGGGGGAACUGUACAUGCUCUUGGCUGUGGCUUUGACCAAUCUGGAAGAUACAGAGAAUGCCAAAAGAGCUUAUGACGAAGCAGUCCGCCUGGAUAAGUAUAACCCUUUAAUCAACCUGAACUAUGCUGUGCUGCUAUACAACCAGGGUGAGAAGAGGGAUGCCCUAACCCAGUAUCAGGAGAUGGAGAAGAAAGUCAACCUACUCAAGGACAGUAGCUCUCUAGAAUAUGACUCUGAGAUGGUGGAGAUGGCUCAGAAGUUGGGAGCUGCUCUCCAGGUUGGGGAGGCACUGGUCUGGACAAAAUCAGUUAAAGAUCCCAAAUCAAAACAACGGACAACUUCAACUAGCAAAGCUUCCGGUUUCCAGCAGCCUCUGGGCUCUAAUCAAGCUCUAGGACAGGCAAUGUCUUCAGCAGCUGCAUACAGCAAGCUACCCUCAGUAGGGAAGGAGCGGUCACAAAUGAAGAACUUGAGCUAG